Messenger RNA from Seminavis robusta, 3842 nucleotides. Lineage: Eukaryota; Bacillariophyta; Bacillariophyceae; Naviculales; Naviculaceae. The record is from the annotation of a GenBank genome assembly.
GAUUCGAACACAAUCGAAUCAAAUCUACUAGUAAUCGAUUCAUUCGACAACUCCUCAUCCGUCGCGGCACGGCAACGAUCGAUGAUGCGACCAUGGCAAAUCAUGCUUCCCAGUUUUUCCCAACUUCGAGAGCGGUAGUAGCCACACCGCUAACAAUCAACUACCACACGUAUAGACAAAUUGAAGCAUGUCUCAGUCUAGCAGCAGCAACAACACGAUCAAGCAGCCCCCACCUCGAACGGCAAUGCUAUGGAGAAUUGAAGCGAAAUUGAAGCGUCCUGCUGCCGUGGAAGAGGCAUCGAUUCGCAUGAAGGAAACCUGUGACGCUCCUUCCGGGUUUUGUGAUUUGUUGCUGAGCGAAUCCUGCCAAUGUCCUCAUUUGGAGCGAUGGUUGCCCAACAUGCUCGAGUUGGAUUUUUGCAAGAAUGCCACGGGCUUGAAGACGCAGCCUUUGAGGCUUUUGAAUCCCGUGCAUUCGCUGCAUUUGUCUUCGCAGUUGGAAGAAAACUCCACCGUCGUUGAAAUACAACGAAACAGCAAGAGCUCACCAUGGAUGUACGGGGAAGAACAGCAGCGGACAGUGGCCUUUUCUCAGGCAGGAAUUCCAGAACGGUUCUUUCCACUCACCAAAAAACAUGUCGUUCACGAAUUCAACACCCCCAAUCCACAUGCACCCAAACCAAUACACGCAACAUCCACAGCGGCAUAUCCUAGCAAUAACAACACUGAUUCCAAGGCAGAGGCGACAACAAGCGCGGCAUCUUCGCCAUCCAAAGCAACUGAUCAACCCACUGAUGGUGUGGCUUCUUCAGCAGCCACUUCCCCGGCUAUAUCAUCACCCGCCAAACCAGCAUCAUCGGCAUCCCAGAGCACUUCGGUUUCGUUUGCGUCACCCGUAGCCGAAGUGAAAACAAUGCAAGUGGAUAGUCCACAAAGUGCUGCCAGUAGUCCCAAGGCUAACAAGGGCAACAAGAAGGACCAAGAGGGUACAAAGGACCACACAACCAGCACUACAACUGGUGGGAAGGGGAAAUUGAAAGACAAGGAAAAUGAAACCAAAUUGCAAGAUGCAUCAGGCAAGGACGACGCUGCAACAGGCGGAGACGUCGAGAUGAAGGAUGCAACAGCUACCAACAAAAAGGAUCCUAAUUCAGGAAAGGGGAGUGGCAAAAAACAGCCCGCGGUACGACCUGGUGGGACAAAGACAGAUGGCACAGGGAAAGAUUCCAGCAGCAGCGAACACGGGGGAUCAGAACAAAAGGCAAAGAAACACAAUAUGGGGAAACAGCCGCCCAAACCUAUCAAUACUAGUGGACCAACUCACUCGUCGUCGCCUUCCAAUCAAGCCUCUCCGUCCUCAACACCCACUGGCGCAACAUCCUCGAGUGCAAUGGUAAAGAAAUCUGAGGAAGCAACUGCAUCGGGAGCCACUGCUGCUACUUCUUCCACCAACAAGCCAGAGUAUCAUCUUUCCGAGGCUCGCUUCCUGGAACUCAGCCGGCAAGAGGAGCAAGUCCAAAUCAUACGAUCCCUUCUAGCCAAACGAUACGGCAAUACCAAAAAGAAGAGCAAAAAACGAAAACUGGAGGCACAGUUCAGUGGAACGUCAAACAGUGCAUUGCAAAAUCUACCGGGAGCAUCACAAUACACAGACGAGCGUCCCAUAACUGUCAUUGAUGCAGCAGAACAGCAAAGGUGGAUGAAGGAAAAGGAAGCUGCUCGUCUUACGGUUGAGCGAUGGUUGGAUCAGUUCCGAGCGUCGAGGAGAGCGUAUAUCAAAGAGGAAGCUUCUGCUCGGAAGAAGUCAUCAACAGAAACAGCAGAGAAAUGGUCGACUGCCGAGACCACGCGACGAACCUGCCAGCUGUGCCCCGCAAACAAGUCAUGGCAGUUUUCGGGGGACGAAAUUUUGCAGUGUCUCGAAUGCUCCUUCAUUGGAUGCGGUCCAGCGUCGGUAGCACCAGAGUCGAAACACCAGCACAUUCUUCAGCAUUUGUUCUUGUCGGGACACAAGUUUGCCGUAUCCUGUGGGGCUCGAGCACAAGUUUUCUGUUUUCCUUGUGGUGACUUCGUCUAUCACAGAGUCUUCGAUCAAGAGCGAGAGCGCCUCGACUUGGAAAGCAAAAUUCCGUGGUUAGCAUGGAGUGAUCAUCCACUCAUGCGGGGGUUUUCCCCUUUGGAGUUUGCUCACGUGGAAGAGUAUGGUAUCAUCUGGAGAGGCGUCAAGGCAACGUAUCCAGCUCUGGUUCCAGACGAACACACGGAAACUGUCAGGCUUUGCAUGAUCAGGCAGGCCGUGUUCGAGGGCAAAGUGUGGGACACAGAGUGGUCUCUGCUUGGACGGCGCACCCUGGACUACAUGAUUGACCAGAACAAGAAAGCUUCGGCAGAACGUUGGAAGAUCACAGCACCGGUUGGAAUGUUCAACCUUGGCAAUACCUGCUUCAUGACAGCUAUUCUUCAGUGUUUGAUCCACUGCAUUCCCCUCCAGCGCUACUUUCUGAAGGACAUUGGACAUCAUCAUGCUGCUUGUGAGAAGUAUCGUCACGUUGACCCCAGCGACAAGGCGAAAGUGACUGACAACGUGUGUUUGGCCUGUGAGAUGGAUUCGCUCAUGCUGGAAUACUACGGUCGAUCGAGGGGCCGCGAUGUUGUUGGUAUUCUCAACGAUCUGUCGGCCAGACCAAGACGGGGAGUGGUGGAAUUGUUCAACGAGAUCUCCUCAAUGGACGAGGAGAAGAUGGCAUCACAAGGCAUGCCAUUGUUGCCGACCAAGAUGCUUUUGGCUGCAUGGAAGAGCGGCGGCAUGGACCACCUGAAGGGAUACCAACAACGCGAUUCACACGAGUUUUUGCUUGCGUUUCUUGAGAUCCUUGGGAAGCAAAUAUGUAAACACCGAGCACGCGUGGAUGAAGCCAUCGCAAUGGCUCAGCUUGGGAAUCCGUUUAGAAAGCCGCAGGAACCGGUUCAUCAUGAUGUAGUGAAGCACCUGUUUGAGGGAACACUGAGAUCUGUGCUUGUGUGUCAAGAAUGUGGAAACAAACGGACUCUUUCAGAGCCUUUCUUGAACGUCUCGCUUCCUCUGUUGAAUGAAAUCAUGUCGUCGCAGAUUCCAAGUGCAGCAAGCGUCCCCAAUGCCAGUGGAAGCCAGCUCAACGUUGACCGCUGCCUGCAACAUUUCACGGCCCCUGAGAAGCUGUCGGACCCUGUUGAUUGCCCAUCCUGCAACAAGAAAACGCCAACUCAAAAGCAGCAUACGUUUUCCCGUCUGCCACGGGUUCUGUGUGUCCAUCUCAAGAGAUUCCAUCCUGCUUUGAACAAAAAGAUAGAAGACUUUGUGGAGUUUCCCGCCCGGGGGCUGAACAUGGGACCUCAUCUACCUCACUGGCGCGAAGUUACCACCGUUCCUUCGAAGGGUGAACCAAAUGAAAGCAGUUCUGAGCCAAGUGUGCUUUACGACCUGUUUGGAACUGUGAAUCACCGUGGAAACCUUCAAAGUGGCCACUAUUUUUCCAAUGUACAAGUGCAAGGUCGAUGGUUCUGCUGCAACGAUCAGCACGUCUCUGGUACCGAUGAAGCGGCUGUGCUGGCAAGUGAUGGUGCUUACAUUCUCUUCUACACCAGACGAUAGAGUGAUAGUACCGUAGUAGAGUUGGAUUGCUGGUCAGUUUGAAUGAUGCCGCGACCUUGCAACGAAGGAGCUACACCUCCUCAUCAGCCACCGUUCUAAUGUUUUAAUUCACGCUGUAGAAGAUGCGGACUGAGGCUCGCACCAAGUGUAAUUCAUUGAUUUAGGGUUGGUGUUGUAACAUUCGUAAUCUCUAGCAAUUCAUAACUGUGGG